Linum trigynum is the source of this 3126-nucleotide messenger RNA. Lineage: Eukaryota; Viridiplantae; Streptophyta; Magnoliopsida; Malpighiales; Linaceae. The record is from the annotation of a GenBank genome assembly.
GACAACAUUACCCGAAACCCACAAGUACGGAGAUGAGUUUGCAAAACCCUUCCCGCAUGGAUAUUAGAUAGGUAUGGGUUGAAUAUUUGAAAACGGAGAUUGAAAAUGAUUUAGACAACUGGCCCAUGGAUUUUGUACUUGCGGGCUGGCAAUAGUAUCAACUAUCAAGUAUCAAGAUGGGCGGAUCGUAGAAAAAAACUUUAGCUUCAGCACAAAAGCCCAACAAACUGAGUUACAUACUUUUGUUGAAACUAGCCGCCGUCGGCUGGUCUCAGGCAGCGCAGAAAUGGCUAGACUGAUACGGCCCUUGCGCCAACAAUGGCCGCAGGUCAAUAACCACCAUUGUUGCCGCUCAAGUCCUUCGCUCCACCAUCUCCUGACCUCUCCAACUUCAACAAUAAGCUGCUGCAGAGCCGCUCCGCAAAUUGUCUGUUUCGCUGCUACCCCUAUCUCCUCUCACCGCAGCGUCCACACUCGCACUCGCGCACGCGGUCCGAGAUUCGCAAACGCUCCGCGGUCGGCCGAUGUCGACGAGAAGGAAGGCGAGAGCGGAGGCAGCGAUUCCGAAUCCGAUGGAAAGAAGAGCCGCAACGAGAAGAAGCGCGAGGCUCGCCGUGCCGUCCGUUGGGGGAUGGAGCUCGCCGCCUUCGCUCCUCCGCAAAUCAAACGGAUUCUCAGGAUGGCUAAGCUUGAACGAGAGGUGUUCGAAGCUUUGACGCUUGUAAAGAAAUUCGGACCAGACGUCAAAGAAGGGAAGCGAAGGCAAUAUAACUAUAUCGGGAAGCUCCUUCGUGAUGUAGAACCUGAGCUAAUGGACGCCUUGAUCCACGCAACCAAGGAUGGGGACUGGAGUAGGCUGCAGACCAUUCCUGGUUUCAAAGCUGAAGAAGCCAAUGACAAAGAAAUCGAAGAUGAAUUCGAAGAGGAAGAAGAGGUUUCUGAGGAGCACAUUGAGAUGUCGACCAGAUGGUUUGAUGGUUUAAUCACAAAUGACGUUGACAUAACCAAAGAAGUUUAUGCAGUUCGCGUGGUUGAUUUUGAUCGUCAGGAGUUGCGGAAACUAGUACGAAAAGUGCAUGCAGUUCGAGAACGGGAAUCUGAUGGAGACGAGGAGAGUGAGAAGAAGGCAGCCGCUGCCAUGGCCACUGCCAAGAAGUCGCUCAACAGGUUCCUUCGUAUCCUUGCCAAGCAGAUGCCUACUGAUACUGAAUCCAAUGCUAUUGAGUUUUAAUAAGAAAAAUAUGAUUAUUUCAUCAUUGGGCAAGUUUGGGUAAAUGCUCUAUUGGGUGAUGUGAUGGGCUGCACUAGGACUUCAGGCCCAAUGGUCUACGGGCUUGGGCAUGGUCAUGGGCCUGGAAGUCCGUAUUUGCCUUCUAAGCCUUGAAGACCACUUAAUUUGCACUGUGCCAAUGUACCACCAACAAAAGAAAAACCGCUGCCCUUGGAGAGGGACGUUAGCUUGGACCCGAUCCAUUCGUCCCUUUAUCACCCAUUCACCAUUUAUUUGUAUUUUUCCUUCAAUAGUUUCAAUAUAUGUAUCGUUAAGAUCAAACCUUAAUUUAGUUUUAUAGUCUCGCGUACUCAUUUAUUCAUAAAUUACUUAACCUUGUAUUUCCAUAUAUUAUGGUCUUUAACAGUGAUAUAGGUUUGUUUUUAAAGUUAGUUGUUGGUUAAGAAAUUCGAAUCUUAAACCUUCAAGUUGAAGAGUAGUGGUAGUAUCACUAGACUAAACCUUGUUCGUAUAUAUUAUGGUCACGUUCUCAUGUUACAAUGGAUAUAUUAGGGUUUGUAGGGUAUCACUGUUCUGCCUAGGGUUGCUCACGGGCGAUCGGCGUUCAAUUCGGAAAAAUUCAUUUUUGGCUCGUUUACUAAUGAGCUAACGAGCCACCUCGACUAGCGGUCUAUGAGUGAAUCGACUUAUAGCUUACGAGUUAGCUUGUUGAUAAUUCAUAGGUUUGUUAGAUUAUGUAUCUCAUUACAUGUUGUGUUUAAGACUUUGAGUACGUGACUGAAUAUGUCGCGAUUAUAAUUGGAAAGUGAAACUAGGUAUCAUAGAUUAUCUAAAUACAAAUUACUCUUAAAUAACAUUUUAUGAACAAUUAAAACUUGUGAGGCUAAAUAAUAUGAUAUACGAGCUCGAGCCGAUCUAGCGAGCUAAUUGAUUGGUUGAACUCGAUUAGAGCUCAUGAGCUUAUUAAUGAGUCGAGUUGGAGUCGGACACGACUAAGGUUUCACUAGAGCUCAAAUUAGAUCAAAAUUCGGUUGGAAUUGACUCAUCCAGCGCUCUAGUUCUGUCCACAUCACAACCGAUUGUAUUUUUAUCCUUGGAUAAUGCAAAUAUUUCGUGGCUGUGAAGCAUUUGGACGUGCGUAUGUGAAUCCAGAGGCGGUUCCAAAUUGAAUCAGUUUUGUAUUUGAUUGAGAUUGGAUGAUGUUUGCGGCCGAAAUGAAAACGAGCUCGCUCCAUAAGCGGUGACGUCGCAGCCCCAAGCCAUUUUAAGGCCUGAUUUGCCGGACACAGACAAGGUUUAGUAGGUUCAGAAGAGACACAUGACGAUGCAAAACCGCUGAUGCAACUGACAGUAACAAGCGUGUUUUGUCGACAAAGACAAGAGGGCGGUUGAAUUAUGUGGAUCAAAUUAUCCCUCGUUUCUUCAAUAAUGCAAAUUUAGAAGAAAGUAAAGUAAACUUUAAUUUUCCUUGUUGGUUUUUAGCAUCAGCUGAUGCUAUCGUAUCAUCAUCAUUCUCUCUGGAUUUUCCAUAAAUAUGGAUUGUUAUAUCUUCUUCCACGGGAAGGCUAGCAUAGCACUAUGAUGGAAUGCAAAUCACAUUAUUAUUUGGUCCCAUCUCUUUCGUCUAGGUAACACUAGUCAUCAUGAAACGAUACCAUCAAUUGCAUUUUUUGGGCAAUUUGAUUGUUCCACACGCAUAAGUUGCUUAGAAUAUGACAAAUACAUAAACCAGUAUACUCGAUUAACAAAAUAGGUAUUACAUGUAGGGCUGUCAAUUUGGUCUAGGACUGUUUGGUUUUACCCGAAACUGGACCGGGACCGGAUAGCAAACAAUUCAAUCUCAUAUUCGGGCUUAGAUUUUAGGUAAAAAACCCGGAUAAAGACCGGAUAAGAGA